Molecule: messenger RNA, 788 nt
Organism: Drosophila subpulchrella
Lineage: Eukaryota; Metazoa; Arthropoda; Insecta; Diptera; Drosophilidae
Product: lysozyme
Exons: 4
Coding region: 221-712 (163 amino acids)
Source: RefSeq, a predicted model, not a curated record
ACUUAAACUCGGGUCAGCAGCGUCGCACCGGCGGGCUAGCUUCUCAUCGGAUCCGAAACCGAUCGGUUGUACAAAUCAUAUGUAUUUGAAAGCACGCCAUCGCAAAAACGAAACCCACGAAACGGUGUAGAAGAUACAGAUACUCGCAUACUUUCCACCAGCAAACUCGUUUCCUGUUGCCGAGAUCGCUGUUGUUCUGCGUUAAUUAGAUCAGCCAAAUAUGAAAACCCUUUGUUUGUGGCUCAUACCAGUGCUCAUCCUACUGCUGCUGGGAUCAAACCAAGUGGAAUCCAAGAAAUAUCAACGAUGCGAACUAACCCGUGUACUAGUGGAGAAUUACAACUUUGAUAAAACUUUCUUAUCGAACUGGAUUUGCCUGGUGGAGCACGAGAGUUACCUGGACACCAGGAAGAUAACGACGAAGGAGAACGAAAGCAAGAACUAUGGUCUGUUCCAGAUCAACAGCAGGGAUUAUUGCACCGAAGGACGAAAGGGAGGACAGUGCAAUAAGAAAUGUGAAGACUUCUCCAAUGACGAUAUAGGCGACGACAUCGCCUGUGCCAGGAUGAUCCAGGAACGCGAGGGCUUCAAGUACUGGAAGGGCUGGGAUCGCUUCUGCCGCAAUCCCCAGAACCUGCCCAAUCUCCGCGUGGUGUGCAACCUGCGGAGCCUGUCUCCUCUGCGGUCACCUCGCGGUUUCCUCACCGGCUGAACACCUAUUCCUAUGUACUAACUGAGCAUCUAACUUUAGAGAUAUAUACACAGACAUACGUGAAUGCUUUGCAUAA